UGGCCGUUAAUGGACGGUGGGGUUUGGAUCGCUGGAGUGAACGGAGAUAAGGAGUUAUCAAAAUGAGGGGAACCAAAGAAAAGAGGGGUCAACACGAGCGAAUGCCGCGACAUCCGUUCAACAUUAUAUUCUUGGAGGUGGGAUGCGAAAGGCGCAAUGAUGGCUGGUGAUGAUGUGAUCGGAACCCGCAUCACGAUACGAAUGGGUGAGGGGAAUUGAACCCCAAACUCGCGAAUCUCGUCAUAGAAAUAUGGCACUUGAGCCCUGAGAGCCGAAUCGGAAACUUUAUCGCUCUAGUCAAACUUAUAGUUCAUAUCGAGCACUAUGGCUCCAGCUCCCAUUGACCCCAGAAUUGUUGAUGUCGCCGAACCUCUGAAGCAAACCCUUCCGCUUCCACCAGCGUCUCGGGAGCGCCUUGAGAAGGCCGGAAUAGACCUGUCGGGAGGUUAUCCCUACCGUCCAUCCCGUCCGUUGUAUAGAGACGACGUCUACAAGAUCCGCGACUAUGACCGGCCACAUGUGGACCCAGGCACCCGUGCGGACCCAGAAAAGAAGGCACUCUUAUCGGCAGCGAAAGAGGUCAUCCAUCUGACCAGACACAUUGGAACAGAGAUCGUGGGGCUGCAAUUGAAAGACCUGACCGACCAGCAGAAGGAUGAGUUGGGUUUGUUGAUUGCUGAACGGAGUGUUGUCUUCUUCAGGGACCAAGAUAUCUCUCCCCAGCAGCAAAAGGCGCUGGGCGAAUGGUUUGGUGAGAUUGAGGUUCAUCCACAAGUCCCUCAGGUGCCUGGCGUCCCCGGUGUGACGGUCAUUUGGCCCGCUCUCCAGGCAAAGGAACGUCCCGCUGACUUCCGUCGCCCUGGAGGGGCCUCUCGUUGGCAUACUGACCUUGUCCACGAGCGUCAGCCUGCCGGUGUGACGCAUCUGCAUAACGACACCAUCCCGAGCAUCGGCGGAGACACGCUCUGGGCCAGCGGCUAUGCGGCUUAUGAGAAGCUGUCCCCCGAGUUUCGUAAGAUCAUCGACGGUAAGACCGCCAUCUACCGAUCCGCCCAUCCUUAUCUAGAUCGCGACCACCCUGAGGAAGGUCCAAAGUACGUUGAGCGUGAGCAUCCGCUUGUCCGCGUCCAUCCCGCUACGGGAUGGAAAGCACUCUGGGUGAACCGAGCAAUGACGGACCGUAUUGUCGGUCUUGAUAAGGCGGAGAGUGAUGUCAUCUUGGGAUAUCUGUGUGACGUUUAUGAGAAAAACAUCGACAUACAGGUUCGCUUCAAGUGGAGCCCGAAAACAAGCGCCCUGUGGGAUAACCGAAUUACCAUUCACAAUGCCAGCUGGGACUACGAGGGCACCGAGCCUAGACAUGGCACACGAGUCACAUCGCUUGCGGAGAAGCCCUUCUUCGAUCCAAAUGCCCCGACUCGGAGGGAGAGUUUGGGAUUGUUGGACAGUGCUGAAAAGGAAGAACUGGCCCGGGCUAAAAACUGAGUGAUGCGUAGCAGCUUUCCCAAUUGUCUUGAUGAGAGGCAGAUUACACACUGGUGGCGA
This is a messenger RNA of Aspergillus sclerotioniger CBS 115572, 1545 nucleotides long. Its product is annotated as TauD/TfdA dioxygenase family protein. The transcript is spliced from 3 exons. The record is from RefSeq and is a predicted model, not a curated record. The coding region runs from base 325 to 1485 and encodes 386 amino acids. NCBI's taxonomy places the organism in Eukaryota, Fungi, Ascomycota, Eurotiomycetes, Eurotiales, Aspergillaceae. Gene Ontology annotation, molecular function: 2-oxoglutarate-dependent dioxygenase activity. Gene Ontology annotation, cellular component: cytoplasm.